This is a messenger RNA of Amphimedon queenslandica, 534 nucleotides long. RefSeq lists its product as uncharacterized. The transcript is spliced from 3 exons. The annotation marks the transcript as partial. The record is from RefSeq and is a predicted model, not a curated record. NCBI's taxonomy places the organism in Eukaryota, Metazoa, Porifera, Demospongiae, Haplosclerida, Niphatidae.
AGAGAUUGGAUUGUAAAUAGAACAAACAGAGGUGCUUACCAUCAGUUACUACAAGAGCUACGCAUGACAGACUUAACUUCAUAUCACCACUUUCUAAGAAUGGAUAUUGCAAGCUUUGAGGAAAUACUUGAAGUUGUAUCGCCACUAAUUAAGAGGCAAGAUACUGUCAUGAGGCAGGCUAUUCCUCCAGGUGAAAGGUUGGCCGUAACCCUUCGAUUCCUAGCAACAGGAGAGUCAUACUCAAGUUUGCAAUAUAUCUAUCGUAUUCCUGCUCAAACAAUCGGUAAAAUUGUACCAGAUACUUGUCGUGCUAUUGUGAAAGCAUUGAAACACUACAUACAGGUUCCAAAAACAGAAGAUGAAUGGAAAAGCAUUGCUCAUCAAUUCAAUAACAAAUGGCAAUUCCCAAACUGUAUUGGUGCUUUAGAUGGUAAACAUGUUCUCAUACAACCUCCAGCCAACAGCGGUUCAUAUUAUUUUAAUUAUAAGCAUACUUUCAGUGUUGUGCUAAUGGCUUUGGUAGAUGCUGAUUAU